GUGGAGCAUGUGGACAUUGGUGUUGGUUUAAGAUUGAAUAUUUAUUUGGUUCUGUUCUGCCAAUGUUCUUUUGCGCUGAAUGUCUCGACAAGAACAUUUAACAUAUACUGCAGAGAUCGCUGUUAAAUGCGACGUCGUGUUCUGUGACUGAUGAAGAAACACCCUGCCCCACCUGCCCCCACCAUCUUCCAUCAUAACCCCCUUUUCCCUUGCUUCUCGAGAACGUUGGAUAUUGACUCUGGCCCAUAACACGCACCUUGGAGAUCCUCCGUUGCAGAUCGUGUCAACGAAGAUUUUCACGAAAGAACAUCAUUGCUUCAGUGGUUCCUAGCAGUCUUAAAUCUCCGUCCAACGUGCAAGUCCAGUCCCUGGUUGACAUGGUCCUUUGUGAUCUGGGGGGAAGGUGAUCCUGGAGGAGAGUCAGCGUAGGGCGCGCUGGCACAGCCAUCAGCUGGCAACUGGCCUUCUGAUGUUCUUACAGUUUGAGAUGCCUAACAGAUUUCACACUGAAGCACGACCACAACCAUGCCCACAGCAACAUUUGAUGCGCUCGGUACCCUCCUAUCCUUUUAUCAUCCUUCCACUGUGUUCUGUAGCCUUUUCUCCCUCCCCCCGCAAGCAUUUCAGUUUCUCUUUGCUACAACCCUCAGGGACUAUAUGGCGGCUUCUCUCGCCGGCUCCUUCAUACCAUUAGUCCAGAUACUUGAAAGUGCCAUAGGUCGCACAUUGGCAAUUCACGGAGUUGAAUAUCAAACACGGAAGGAUGACUUUGACAAGGUUGUAAAGGCGUUUACUGAGGAAUUAACACUAGUGGAAGGUGGUUUGGAAGCAAUAAGAAAAACAGCGGAUGCUGGCUGGAAGGUUUUUGUUGUGACCAAUGGUGGACGGAAUGUCGUACAGGGUGCUAUUGAAAGAGGUGGUUUGGGAGAGUUGAUACCCAACACCGCCAUCAUGUCGUGUGAUGAAAUUGGUGUGGCCAAACCUCACAAGGAUGUAUAUGAGGCAGUAAAGAGGAAAAGGGACGACCAGGAGAUAUGGAUGGUUGCAGCACAUGCAUGGGAUCUGAUGGGUGCCAAAAGGAGGGGAUUCAAAACUUGUUGGGUGGAAGAUGAGGAAAAGCUAUGGAUGGCAGCAUAUCCGCCUCCGGAUGUUCGAGGUAGGAACCUGAUGGAAGCAGUGGAGAAUAUGUUAGCGUAUGCUAGAGAGCAUCAACCAAAAAUAAGCAAACCAGAAGCAUGACCGGCAAUGCAAAAGUGCUGAUAAAGCC
Messenger RNA from Spizellomyces punctatus DAOM BR117, 1267 nucleotides. RefSeq names its product haloacid dehalogenase, type II. Lineage: Eukaryota; Fungi; Chytridiomycota; Chytridiomycetes; Spizellomycetales; Spizellomycetaceae. Bases 526 to 1239 code for a protein of 237 amino acids. The transcript has a single exon. The record is from RefSeq and is a predicted model, not a curated record.